Papaver somniferum (opium poppy) is the source of this 876-nucleotide messenger RNA. Its product is annotated as protein PELPK1-like. Lineage: Eukaryota; Viridiplantae; Streptophyta; Magnoliopsida; Ranunculales; Papaveraceae. The transcript is spliced from 2 exons. The record is from RefSeq and is a predicted model, not a curated record. The coding region runs from base 1 to 876 and encodes 291 amino acids.
AUGCUGCUCCGCUGGGAAGGAACAUCAUGGCGUCAGUUAACUGCAAAGGAUCUUCAUGCAUCCGUAGCUUCUUGGGAUCAAAACGACUUGUCACGGCAAUCAGGUAACGGUAGUUCAAGCAGCUCGUUAUCUGUUGGAAACAACACCAACUGUUCUAGAGAUUCCAAACUUACAUUACCUAAACCUGAACUACCACCGCUACACGAGUUCCCAAAUUUACCAAAGCCAGAGUUGCCGAAGAUUGACAUUCCGUCCUUAUCGAAGCCGGAGUUGCCAACAUUCCCUAAGAUUGACAUCCCAUCUGUACCAAAACCUGAGCUGCCAUCAUUUCCUAAGAGUGAAAUUCCAUCUCUACCAAAGCUCGAAUGGCCAUCACUGCCUAAGACGGAAGCGGCAUCUUUAACCGCGAAUUCAGAGGUGCCAAAGCUUGGCGUUCCAACUUUGCCGACACCUGAAUUGCCGAAAUUUGAAGUGCCUACUACUCUUCCAGUGCCCGAUCUACCAAAAACUCAAUUGCCGAAGCCUGAAGUUCCAAACCCUGAAUUGCCGAAGAUGCAAUUACCCAACUUUGAAUUGCCAAAGCCAGAAUUGCCCAAGACAGAACUGCCAAAGCCAGAAUUUCCCAAUCUUGAAGUGCCAAAGACUGAAGUAGCAAAACCUGAGUUGCCAAAGCUUGACGCUCCAGCGUUGACGAAACCUGAGUUGCCAAAGCUUAAGGUCCCAACUUUGCCGGACACUGAAUUACCACCUCUCCCCAAGGUCCCUACCGACCUACCCAAACCUGAACUGCCAUCGUUUCACAAAUUGGAAAUUCCAAAACUGCCAGAAUUGCCUUCUCUACCAAAACCCACAUUUCCUCACUCAACCAGCCCUUGA